UCGAGAUCGAAAUACAUCGUGUCCAUACUUCCAUCAAUAGACCCAAAUCCCACGAUAUCUUCAAGAUGUUAUCUCGGUCUCCUUCACCGGAGUAUUCACCUUUGGUGGUCGGAGAAGACCUUACACCUAUCCCUCAAUACAAAGCGGCUUCUACCACGAGCAUAGACUUCUCCAAUCUUCUUGAGAUACCCUUAAAGCUCCACGAGGACCUCACCUCCGGAUGCGGAGGACAACUAUGGCCUGCAGGAAUGGUUUUAGGGCAUCACAUGCUGCGCCAUCACAAGGACUCUUUAAGAAAUGCAAGAAUCCUUGAGCUUGGAUCUGGUGGAGGCCUUGUUGGCUUAGCUGUAGCUCUGAAGUUCCAGUUGGACCAACUAACCCUUAUCACGGACCAAGAGAAUAUGAUCGACCUCAUGCGCAAGAAUAUUGCACUAAACGAACUGGAGUCACGUGCCCACGAGCUCGUUCUGAAUUGGGGUGACCCACUGCCAUUAGAAGUAAUUAAGGGGAAGCCAAAUGUCAUAUUAGCUGCAGACUGUGUCUACUUUGAGCCAGCGUUUCCACUACUUUUACAGACUCUUGAAGAACUGCUCAAGCUGUGUAAUGAAGCGGUCAUUUACUUCUGCUUCAAGAAGCGGAGGAGGGCAGACAUGCAGUUCAUGAAGAAUGCUAGGAAGAAGUUUCUGGUGGAAGAAGUGGAAGAUGAGGACAGGGAAACGUUCUCGAGAGAAGGCUUGUUUCUGUAUACACUCAAACGAAAACAUUGAACAACAGUAUCUAAUUGCCAUUGAGGGAGAGGGAUGCUAUCGAGGAUCGGACUCACCUAAAUCUAACUGUGAAAC
Mollisia scopiformis is the source of this 842-nucleotide messenger RNA. RefSeq lists its product as uncharacterized. The record is from RefSeq and is a predicted model, not a curated record. NCBI's taxonomy places the organism in Eukaryota, Fungi, Ascomycota, Leotiomycetes, Helotiales, Mollisiaceae. The transcript is spliced from 3 exons. Bases 66 to 767 code for a protein of 233 amino acids.